GGUGUCUUUCAAAGCAGCACUGGCUCGGAGACGUUUGGCAGUUCUGCAUCGACCCAGCAGAGUGACACAUCUCGGAGGAAAGGUUGUGGUGUAAAAAGGGGGAUAAUCAAUAUGCCUGCCAGCCUCUGUGGUACGUGGGACAUCAUCAGCAAUGUCAACUUGGAGGGCUACAUGAUUGCACUGGGUAUCAGCCCUUGCUUGCGGAAGAUUGCUCUGAAGCUCAAGCUGAAGAAGGUGAUAGAGCAGCAGGGGGACCAGUACCUCGUCAAAACCAUCAGCACCUUCCGAAACUACACCAUCACCUUCAAAGUGGGCCAGGAGUUUGACGAGUUCACGCAGGGGCUGGACAACAGAAAAGUCAAGUCGCUGGUGAAAUGGGAGGAGAACAAGCUGGUGUGCGAACAGAGUGGAGAGAAGAAGAACCGGGGCUGGGCUCACUGGGUUGAGGACGACAAGCUUUACCUGGAGCUGUACUGUGAAGGACAAGUCUGCAAGCAGGUUUUUAAGAAGAAGUGAGUUAAGAGGAAUGAAAGAUGGAUUUCUACAGAUGUCCUUUUUUCUGAUGGAAGUGCUUGAUCCAUCACACUGAACCCUGAAUGACUUGAGGGGCUGUGGUGUUUUCUCUUUGAUGUAACUGCUCAGAGAAAACGUCCGUCAGGCCAGGGCUUCACGCCACUAGAUGGCGCCACUGCAUUACUUUUCCCAUAAACUCAGUUAGCUGCUUUCUGAAACUGUCAGGAGCCACCCUCAUAACAACACUGAACAUCAAGGACGUUCUGGGCUCUUUUCAGAUGGCUGAAAAGAAUGAUUUGUGUCAACUGUCAUAUCAGAAUCAGAAAAAGCUUUAUUUAUCCCCGAGGGGCAAUUAGGAGGGCGAAGAGCGGUACAUACAAUUAAAGAGCAAGAGAAGAAGUACACAAAGGUGGGUGGGCAAAAGCAGCAUGAUGUGUGUAAUGGCAGGCCUGCUGCCAGUAACACAAAGAGUGAGAUGAUAUUGUGGUAAAUAUGAAAUAAAUAUAUAAAGAAAAUGUAAGAAAUGUAAAAUGGAGUCAGUGCAGCAACAUUCGGUCCGCACAUGACAUUUAUUUAUGGCUAUUUCUGUAAGAUUCCCAUUCAUGUCAAUACAUUUGUACUUAAUGUAACAUAAAUCAAGUGUAGGAUAUUUGAAAUUGUAAUACAGUUUUGUGUUGUAAAUUUGACUUUUGUGUUAAAAAAAUGGGUUUGAAAGAGAUGUAAAGUUACUCUGGGUCAUCCCACUUGAGAAGUUGUUGCUUGGAACUAUGCUGUUUAAAACGAUGCACUCCCUUGCCAAAACAUUAGGUACACCAGUAAAAAUGAAUGCUUUUCAAUUUAAUAGUCCUGCCUGAAAUGUUAACGUUCAUAGGAUAGGAUGUAGUCUGUGGUGCUGUUGAACCGGAUUGAAGUGAACUCUGAAUUGUUUCUGUUAUUUAGCCCAGCCCAGGAAAACAGGAGUGUCAGAAUAAUAGAAACAUGUGUCAUUUUUUUAAUGACGACAGUUGAAUCAGCAACUGUGUUAUUUGAAACUAAUGUGGAACACCAUAAUCGUCAUAGUUAUAUUAAAAUGCAUUAUUUCCCCCUAGUGUACCCAAUGAACUGGCAAGUGAAUGUAUAUCAUCAUAAUAAACCUGGACCUAUGCGGCAUGCUAAUUUGCAAUGUAUAUGUAUUCGUUUGUAACUGCCACUAACAUAAUAAUAAUAAUAAAACAUGUUGUAGUGAU
This is a messenger RNA of Mugil cephalus (flathead mullet), 1739 nucleotides long. It is a transcript of the gene rbp7a, whose product is annotated as retinol binding protein 7a, cellular. The coding region runs from base 112 to 516 and encodes 134 amino acids. The record is from RefSeq and is a predicted model, not a curated record. Gene Ontology annotation, molecular function: fatty acid binding. Lineage: Eukaryota; Metazoa; Chordata; Actinopteri; Mugiliformes; Mugilidae. Gene Ontology annotation, cellular component: nucleus; cytosol. The transcript is spliced from 4 exons. Gene Ontology annotation, biological process: fatty acid transport.